This is a messenger RNA of Acipenser ruthenus (sterlet), 3190 nucleotides long. RefSeq names its product BTB/POZ domain-containing protein KCTD12-like. Gene Ontology annotation, biological process: regulation of G protein-coupled receptor signaling pathway; protein homooligomerization. Bases 875 to 2437 code for a protein of 520 amino acids. The record is from RefSeq and is a predicted model, not a curated record. Gene Ontology annotation, molecular function: protein binding. The transcript is spliced from 3 exons. Lineage: Eukaryota; Metazoa; Chordata; Actinopteri; Acipenseriformes; Acipenseridae.
UGGAGUUAAUAAUGAGAAGUGUAUAAUCUGGAGAGCACAGUGUUUAGCAGGAGGAAACAGCCUGAAGACACGAGCAUCGGGGAUAGAGGAGGCAACCAUCUCAUCUGACUGGUUUCCCCAUCAAAGCAGCGCCGGGUUUCAUUUUUCUUAGUGUGGCUUUGUUUGUUUGACGUGAUUUUGCCUUUUUCGCGAGAGGCAGUUAACGGUGAUUUUUUUUCCCCAAAAAGGAUUUAUACAUUUAUAUCAAUAAAAUAAAACAAAAGAAGAAAACAGCAGGACUGAGGAGGGAGUAUCGUUAUAUGUUCAAAUUGCUUCUUGUGCGUGCUGGAUUGGAUUGAUUUCACAGACAUCAGACUAUGCUCUUAAAAUCGAAAAAAUUCUCCGGUGGUAAAGUAAAUAAAUAAUAUAUAUGUAUUUUUUAUUUUGAUGCAUUGCCCUGAAAUGAUUAUAUUUAUAGAUACUGUGUUUUGUGAAGGAAUAUUUACACCAGCGUGAAGGACAGUUUUUUCUUAGCCUCUUUUUUUUUACCCACCAGUGACGGCAGUUUUCCUUGCAAUUUAAAAGUUUGGGCUGAGAAGGAACAUACUUUGAUAAUGAAGAGAACAAUCAUGAGACCAAUAUGAAUACAGCUUUUCCUGUUAAAUAUUUGGAUAUGACUACAUUUUGAACAUUGUCCAUUUUUCUUUUUGAAAUCUGAUACAGGCUAUUUUAUUUUUUGUUAGUUAAUGCACAAACCGUUUUGGACCUUCCAGUGAUCAUCCCUUUUCAGCUUCUACGUCUUUUGGCAGUUAUCCUGUGUUAAGGUUGUGUAGCUGGAGGGUUGGCUAGCCCACCUCUAACAUAUUUGAAAAUAAUCUGUAAUCCAAGAAGUGGGAUGUCAAUUGAAGCAAUCAUGGCCCUGCCAGAUAAUGCUAGUUGUACCCUGCCAGGAGAGGAGCCCCCUUUUCCAGAAAUCAUUGAGCUCAAUGUGGGUGGACAGGUGUACAUCACCCGUUACGCCACUGUCACCAGUGUUCCUGACUCCCUACUCUGGGAGAUGUUUAGCCGAAAAAACAUCAAGACUCUGGCCAGGGACACCAAGGGCCGUUUUUUCGUGGACAGAGACGGGUUCUUGUUCCGCUACAUUUUGGAUUACAUGCGAGACCAGCAGCUGGUGCUCCCAGAUCAUUUCCCUGAGCGCAGCCGGCUGCAGAGGGAGGCAGAGUACUUUAACCUGCCUGAGCUGGUCAAACUGCUCACCCCAAAGAUAAGCAAACAAAACUCCAUCGGUGAUGACGCAUGCCAGAGUGACCCAGAAGAGUCAUCACCCAAUGCAGACACAGCCAGGAACAUCGCCUCACUAGGUGCCAUAGCAUGCGCUAGCAUCACCCAAGGUCCCGGCUCUGAAUCGCGCCGCGCUGGCUUUAUCACCAUCGGUUACCGUGGCUCCUACACCCUGGGCCGUGACAGCCAAACUGAUGCCAAAUUCAGAAGGGUGGCCCGAAUUAUGGUCUGCGGCAAGACCUCCCUGGCUAAAGAAGUGUUUGGUGACACCCUGAAUGAAAGUCGGGACCCAGACCGCCCCCCUGAGAGGUACACUUCCCGCUACUACCUGAAGUUCACCUUCCUGGAACAAGCCUUCGAUAAGCUUGCAGAUUCCGGUUUCCACAUGGUGGCCUGCAAUUCCACAGGCACCUGCGCUUUCGCCCAUGACCAAACAGAUGACAAAAUCUGGACCAGUUACACGGAAUAUGUUUUCUACCGUAAAGAUGCUUCUUGGCAAGAUCUGGAGUUCAGCAACCAACCACUCAAGCUGACAGGAGGGAAGCUGGCCUCCAAUGUCUCGCUGGGUGUCAGGGAGCAGCAGGACCAACUGGGUGACAUGCAGAAGUGCUUAGACACUGGCACAGCCAGCUGUAACGACCUGACUGCCUCCAGCCCGGGUAGCCAAGCAGAGACCAACACAGUGCUGGAUAUUCGGAAUGGCUUCUUAGUGGUUACACCACCACCUCCAGAGCCUGAGGACAUGGGGACCUUGGUAAGCUAUGACAUGAAGGACAGCCAGGAGCUGCCACCCCCUCCCCUGCCUACACCACCUCCUACCCAGGAUGCCUCACUAGCAGGUCCAACACACCAGCCUGGGAACCGAAAGCAAGAGCCGUCUUCCCAUGGCACCCCAACGCGACCCACAACUCUCCGGCUUGACCAGCCGCCCAGAAAGGUGGAGGCAGUGGAAAUACCCUGCCAGCAGUUACCCAGCCAGCAGACACCCAGCGGGCAGUCACAGGCCUGUGAAAAUAGGGCUGCUCCCAAGGACCCUGAGGCUGAGGAGAAGAAGGAAAUGGAGGAGCAGCUGAAAAAGUGCAUCGAGGAUUUCAGGAGGAUCAAAAUUCCUCCAAUCUUCCCAGACCGCAAACGCCACUGGCAGAACGAUCUUCUUAAGAAAUACAAUGCAUAGGAAAACAGGAUACUCACUGGCAACAGUGUUGAAAGCAAUCUGUAACUACAACCAUAUAAACUGAAAUAGAGCUUCAUUUAAAGUUUGCAGAUGAAACAUGGGGUGAUGUUUAAGGAGACACAAGGGAUGAACUGCAAAAUUAGAAAUAACAGCCAUUCGUGACACACACUUUGUGUAAAAAAAUGGACUGCUCCUUCUAUCACUUAUGAAUUUGUUAUGCAAAUAGAAUCCCUGACAUUAUAUAUACAACAAUGUCGUUUGAAAUUAGUUUUAGUCACCAUGAGCAAGACAGCAGGUCUGACAGACUUUGACAGAGGGCAGGCAGGUGCUUCUGUGUCCAAGAUAGCGCAAAUGACUGAUGUUUCACAAAGAACAGUCUCAAAUGUGAUGACUGUAGGACGUUUUGAAGACCAGACUUUGCUACAAAUUGAGGAAUUACUGAGUAAUGGUAACUUUUCCUUCCAGGAGGAUUUAAACACCUUACAGACUCAUCACGUCAAAUCUGUCCAGUCCUUAUUUUAAUUUGUUUUCAUUAAUAUCUGAAAAUAUGAAACUAGACUUAUUUGCUUACCUGUACCUGUGCACCUUAUUUUGUUAUUGCAGUAUUUUCAAUAAUCUGGUAUGGUAGGGAAUGCCUUGCAAUAAAGUAGGACUGAGUACAGUGUAGGAUAUUUGUUUUUGUAUUUAUUUUUAGAUUUGUCUCAUUUGUAAAAUUAAAAUUGUAUACAAAAGCACAUUUUUGGCUUGUCUUUA